Messenger RNA from Folsomia candida, 2861 nucleotides. RefSeq names its product diphosphoinositol polyphosphate phosphohydrolase 1. NCBI's taxonomy places the organism in Eukaryota, Metazoa, Arthropoda, Collembola, Entomobryomorpha, Isotomidae. Gene Ontology annotation, cellular component: cytoplasm; nucleus. The transcript is spliced from 8 exons. Gene Ontology annotation, biological process: adenosine 5'-(hexahydrogen pentaphosphate) catabolic process; diadenosine pentaphosphate catabolic process; diadenosine hexaphosphate catabolic process. The record is from RefSeq and is a predicted model, not a curated record. Bases 1959 to 2432 code for a protein of 157 amino acids. Gene Ontology annotation, molecular function: bis(5'-adenosyl)-hexaphosphatase activity; diphosphoinositol-polyphosphate diphosphatase activity; bis(5'-adenosyl)-pentaphosphatase activity.
AAGUUUUAAUUUUGAUUCACACAAGCACGUUGACAGUCAUUAAAGUGCGUACCUCAAGAAAGGAUACAUUAUUUCAAAUUACUUUUUAGAAUUUUGAACUUAUCAAAAUCAUCAUGAAAGUAACCAUCUCAAUUUUCCUGAUCUUCGUUUUGAGUGAUCUCACCACACCCACUUUUGUCAAGCCCAGCACUUUCCUCGACUCCAGACUAGCCAAGGGUUUCUGGGUGUCAAAUAAAGACAUUGAAUUUUCUCACUCUCUGUUCGAAGGUGGUUGGGUGUGGACUGCGUCCGGAAAUUUACAAGUGACGCAUGUGUGUCGAGCAAAAUCUGGUCUCUUUAACGACGUGAGCAUAGUUCCCGGAGAGUUGUUGAACGAGACGUGCUACGUUUCCGGAAAUCCAACAGUGGCUUCCUUGUCAGGUGUCCGUGCUUUCAAGGAAUACGAAGUUCUACUCAAGGUAGAGGACGAGGUUUUCGAAUGGGUCGAAUUUGAUCGGGAUGAGGGAACGGUUCCCCACGGUGCCAUAAUUGGCGGUAUUGGAACAUACUACGAACCUAUCCUUGUUUGUCGCAAGUUCUUUAAUGGGACGGCAGGAAACGUUCGAAAAUCGAAAGCUGUUUUGGGGAAAUUCUCUCCAAAAGAAGGCAAAUGUUUUUAUGAAAUGGAGGUCAACCUUGGAGCUGAGUGGAUCAAGUGGGACGUUAGUUUCGCUACAGAAAAAUUUCAGCUUCUCAUUUUGAGGGCGAGAGGAAAGGAACAAUGUGCUGAACCAAGGAGCAUCAGACAAACCAAAGAACAAAAGCCAGUCGAACUACCUCAAUUUCAUUCACUUAAGUUAUAAUAUUUUAAUAUCGAAGUCUAAAAGUCAUACAUAAAUAUUAAAAUAUAGGUACUUGUAUGAUUUAACUUGAAUUAAAAGAAUUUUUUUAAGUAAGUUCGUAGUUCUCAGAAGACGAAUUUUUGGUUUCCCCUUUUCAUCAAUUCCAAUAACCAUUUUCAUGUAUUGCAGCAAUAGUACCCACUGCAAUAGCAUUUGGAAUAUUUAAUGAACACUUGCAUUAUUCCCAAAUAUGUUUCACAAGACAUACUUAAGUCAGUUUGCAUAAGCGUCAAGAAAAUUCUCGAGCCUUUCCGGGGAAUGGGUUGGCUGGCAAUUUAAACCGAGAAAGAAACCACCCGAAAUCUGGUAGAAAGUCAAAUCAGCGAUGGUUUUACUUGGAGCAUUUCGCAAAUUCCCGAAUUUGUACGAACAGUUGCCAAAUCUGUCCUUCAUUUUCAGAAAGGCAACAUUCACGCGACCAUGUAAAGAACGUGCUUGUACAUAUGUGCAUAUGUGUAUCCAGUGCAUCUUGUUGUUGUUGUUAUUGACUUUGUCAAUCAAUUUUAUAUGUACACAACUCACAUCAGGGGAAAAAUCUAUCAAAGUAUUUAGUACAUUUUACGUAUAAAUAUACAUUACAUAAUCUGCUACUUUUUGGACUGGCGUCACGAGGUAUGUACCUGGUAUUGCUGUAUUAUUACUGCCCAAUUUAAAUGCGCACAGAAAUCAACAAAAAUUCACUCUACCGCAGAAAAAUACAAUACAGCAAGUAUUAUAUCACCAAAAAAGAUGAAACCUUUAUCAUUGUUCUGGGACUACUACAACUUCAAACAUAAAUGUUUGAAACCCGUCAACAGCAACUCUGAGGGAAUUUACUCCCAAUUCUCCAAUCCUGAAAUCGUCUGUGAUUGUGAUCAAUCGGUGAAAAUUCCUCCAAGAAAAAUGCUAUUUCAUCAGGAGAUCAAUUCUUGCGAAUUAUUCAGACACCUGAAUCCGGGAUUCAUCUGCUAGCAUUUAUUAAUUAACAGUAGUUUUGGACAUCCACGCAAUCUCGGAUAUUUCGGGUUAUAACUUUCGGCUUAGUUUCCGGUGUAAAAUAUUUGACUACUUGUUGUGAGACAUACGGAUUAAUUUAAAAUGGUGAAAGAAAAACCAAAUUCGACACGUUUGUACGAUAGCGAUGGCUUCAGAAAGAGGGCUGCUUGCGUUUGUGUGAAAAAUGAGCAGGAGGCUGAGGUUCUUUUGGUCACGUCAUCGCGGCACACUGAUCAGUGGAUCGUUCCAGGGGGAGGCUUAGAGCCCGAAGAGGAAGCUGAUGCUGCGGCUGCCCGUGAGGUUAUCGAGGAAGCCGGUGUUCGGGGUAACAUAUGCCGAUGCCUUGGCUCAUUUCAAAAUGAUGAUCGAAAGCACCGAACCGUCGUGUAUGUGCUGGUGGUCACGGAGGAACUGCCAGAGUGGGAAGACUCCAAGAAUAUCGGACGAAAAAGGAAAUGGUUCAAACUUGAUGAGGCGUCCAAGCAUCUCGCCCACCGUCCGUUGCAGCUAAAUUACCUCCAGUUACUUCGUCCUCACAACAAAAGAAAUCUGGAGACGGAAAAAAGACCGACAUAAUAAAGCCUAUAAAUUUCGUCAUCAAACUCUCUCUCUCUUUUGCUGCCAUGACCGUGCUGCCUACAAUUUUAUAACAUUUCAGCCUUUUAAUGUUUUGCAUUUAUAUAUAUCGGGCCUAGACUUUUGACUCUAUGACUUGCCAAUCUUUCGACUCCCUCCGCUUAUUAUAUAUCAGUGCGUACCAGAAUGUAUUUAAUGCUGGCAUCUCUGAAAAGAAUUAGUCGCAAUUUGCCAUGUAACGACGCUGGUAUAAUUGCCACCUCACCUAGUGAAAUAGAAGUAUGUUUUAUAACGACUCAUAAAAUGGAUAACUGAAAAAAUGUUAAAGUCAUACUUAUGUAUAAUGUGUAACAAUUUGUAGACAUAUUUAUAAAAAGAAGCCGAGUUGAAAUGCCAAGUAAUUUAUGAAAUAAAAAAUUUGAAUGCGAA